This is a messenger RNA of Balaenoptera ricei (Rice's whale), 2568 nucleotides long. RefSeq names its product UPF3B regulator of nonsense mediated mRNA decay (gene UPF3B). Bases 403 to 1713 code for a protein of 436 amino acids. Gene Ontology annotation, cellular component: nucleolus; cytoplasm. Gene Ontology annotation, molecular function: mRNA binding. The transcript has 13 exons. Gene Ontology annotation, biological process: nuclear-transcribed mRNA catabolic process, nonsense-mediated decay; positive regulation of translation. The record is from RefSeq and is a predicted model, not a curated record. Lineage: Eukaryota; Metazoa; Chordata; Mammalia; Artiodactyla; Balaenopteridae.
CCCAGCAGGCCACAGCCAUUUCGGAGCUCGAAACUCUUAAAAUGGCAGAGCAACUUUCUCCAGGAAAGACGACAGACCAGGGAAAGUGAGAGGAAAAGGCGGGUGGUGAAGUAGGAUCCUGGAUGGAUGGCUUGUAAAAGCAUCAAGGGGACGUGGGUUCGAGCCUGGGUCCGGGAAGAUCCCACAUGCCGUGGAGCAACUAAGCCCAUGCGCCACAACUACUGAGCCUGCGCGCUAGAGCCCACGAGCCACAACUACUGAGCCAGCAUGCUGCAACUACUGAAGCCCGUGUGCCUAGAGCCUGUGCUCCACAACAAGAGAAGCCACUGCAAUGAGAAGCCUGCGCACUGCAAUGAAGAGUAGCCCCUGCUCGCCACAACUGGAGAAAGCCAGCACAGAGCAAUGAAGACCCAACGCAGCCAGAAAAAAAAAAGGCUGUCCAGACCCUCACUGACAACUAUUAAAAUGAAGAUUUUUGCAAGAAGGAAAUUGAACCCCAAAAGGAGAACAAACAAAAAGAAAUGCCUGUAUCCUCAUAUGUAUGCCAGAGCAUACAUCAACUUUAAAAACCAGGAGGACAUUAUUUUGUUCAGGGAUCGUUUCGAUGGUUAUGUAUUCCUUGACAAUAAAGGUCAGGAAUAUCCUGCCAUAGUAGAAUUUGCACCUUUUCAAAAAGCUGCAAAAAAGAAGACUAAGAAAAGAGAUACUAAAGUUGGGACUAUCGAUGAUGAUCCAGAAUAUAGAAAAUUUUUGGAAAGUUAUGCUGCAGAUAAUGAGAAAAUGACAUCUACUCCAGAGACACUGCUAGAGGAAAUAGAAGCAAAAAAUAGAGAAUUAAUAGCUAAAAAGACAACCCCACUUUUGAGCUUCCUGAAAAACAAGCAGAGGAUGAGAGAAGAAAAGAGAGAAGAAAGAAGGAGGCGAGAAAUAGAAAGAAAAAGACAAAGAGAAGAAGAGAGGAGGAAAUGGAAAGAAGAAGAGAAACGAAAAAGGAAAGAUAUAGAAAAGCUAAAGAAGAUAGACAGAGUUCCAGAAAGGGACAAAUUAAAGGAUGAACCAAAGAUUAAGGUACACAGGUUUCUGUUACAAGCUGUGAAUCAGAAAAAUCUGCUCAAGAAGCCAGAAAAAGGCGAUGAAAAAGAAUUGGACAAAAGAGAAAAGGCCAAGAAAUUGGACAAAGAGAAUCUGAGUGAUGAAAGAGCCAGUGGGCAGAGUUGUCCAUUGCCCAAACGUUCUGAUGGUGAAUUUAAAGAUGAAAAGCCUAAGAGACCUGAAGAUGAGAGUGGCAGAGAAUACAGGGAGAGGGAGCGGGAUUAUGAACGAGACCAAGAGCGCAUACUGCGGGAAAGAGAGAGGCUGAAGCGGCAGGAGGAAGAGCGCCGCAGGCAGAAGGAGCGCUAUGAGAAAGAGAAGGCUUUUAAAAGAAAGGAAGAAGAAAUGAAAAAAGAGAAAGAAGCCCUUCGGGAUAAAGGAAAGAAGCCUGAAAGUACAGAACCAGUAGGCAGCUCAGAAAAAACUGAAAAGAAAGAGGAAGUGGUUAAGAGAGAUCGCAUAAGAAACAAGGAUCGCCCAGCAAUGCAGCUUUACCAACCAGGAGCUCGAAGCCGAAAUCGACUCUGUCCCCAUGAUGACAGCACCAAGUCUGGAGAUUCAACCAUAGAAAAAAAGCAGGAAAGUGGUAUUAGCCAUAGAAAAGAAGGAAGCGAGGAGUGACAGGUCCAAAUGGCCUUAGGUGUCCUGACUGUCUAGGCAGCCAAAGAGCACGAAUUAAGCAAUCCAGAAGUGCCUUCAGGGCGAAGGAAUAGAGAGAGAGAAAGGGGGUCGCUGUGCUGGUGGGGUACACUGCAGAGGAGUGUGUCUUGCGUCAAAGCAGGACCCCGCUUGCACGCUCCGAUUGGAAGUACAAUUUCAUUUUUCAUGCAGUUCCUACAAAUUAAUUUUAAAGUGUCCGACAAAGCUGAGGGAGAGGACAUACAUUGCAAUUUGCAGGCAGGAAAUGUCAAGAGAGGACUUAAUUAGGUAUGACACGAGAAGAAGAUACGGGAACUGGCUCUAAAAUCAAAAGGUUUUGUUAAUCCUGGAUUGAAUUUUCUUAAUUUCAGUGGAGCAGAGUCACUUUGAAGUCUUGUUCAGAUCUAGUUAUAGUCAUUGUUGGUGAUAACUGUUGACUUUGUGUAGUGUAGAAGCAACAAGCAUGUAAUUGCAAUACAAGUACAGUGAAGGAUAUAACAGAUUUUCGCUUCUGCAAAAAUUUAAAUAGUCAUGUCAUGUCUAUAUCCUAUGUCCUAAAGUUUUAGGGUUAGUUUUAGUUUUUUGUUUGCUUACGUGAGCUUAGCAUAAAAAAAACUUUUUUAACAUCUCCUUUUGCCUUUAGCAAUUUUUAUAUUACUAAAGUUUAACCCUUAGUUGGUGCUUGACAAUCCAGUCUUUGUUUUAUCUUAGGUCUCAUAAGCUGAGUGCCUACCGUCUCCAGGAAGGAAACUGCACCAAUAUUUGUUCCUGUUAAAUAGCAACUUUUAUUCUUAGCUUGUUUUGCAGUCGAUGCCAAUAAAUAUCAACAUCACUCAA